This is a messenger RNA of Tilletiaria anomala UBC 951, 2701 nucleotides long. RefSeq lists its product as uncharacterized. The transcript has a single exon. The coding region runs from base 370 to 2604 and encodes 744 amino acids. The record is from RefSeq and is a predicted model, not a curated record. Lineage: Eukaryota; Fungi; Basidiomycota; Exobasidiomycetes; Georgefischeriales; Tilletiariaceae.
CUUGGAGUCGCUGCAAUGAUUGAUUGACAAUGCCUAUCCUCAUACUGAAUGUAAUCCUGCUCUCGGCUCUCCUGCGUGUUCUCCCUUUUGUUAUUCCUAACCGCCUUACCUCCUCUUCCUAUCCUUGUAUCCUUUCUUUCCUUUCCACCUUGUAACAGCCGUGCUGCGUAACCUCCAUCCCCCGAACCCUGUCCCACUCCCUUUCUUCAUUCCCAGGGGCCUUUGCGACCACAAGAGGAAGCCGUGCUCCCUCGCAAGGCUCGGUCGACUUCAGCUAGGUCUGGUCGUCCCUCCCACCAUCAUAUCUCCCUCUCAAACCCCCUCGCUCUGUUACUCACCCUCCAGGCGCCGGACGUCCUUCAUUCUACCAUGUCCCACAACGCGCAGGACGCAAAACCCUCGUCUUCCACACAGUCCUUUUACAGCACAAUGAGAGAAUACACUCACACUCUUUCUCAAGAAACGCGAAUAGAGAGUGCGCCAAAAGCAGCAGCAACGGCUGUGGUGCCAGCGCUAGCGCCUUGCUCAGCGUUGGUAGAGCCUGUCAUAGACGCUCGCAGACGGCGGCGCCAACGAAAGCACCGUUCUCCAACCGCGAUGCCAGCGUCAGCACGAGUGUCAUUAUCAAAGAGCCUUCCUUGCGCCGCAUGGGCAGCGGUGCUGCUAGCCGCGCUCGCAGGGCAGACAGUAGCUGCAGCCGCUGUGCCCGUGCCGCCAGGUUCGUCGCCGCGCGUGCUUCUGCCGAACGCGCCGGAUGUACUGGCGCAGGCACAACAGCAGGCGCAAGCUGAGGCUUACCAGCAGGCACAGGCGGCCGCCCUCGCACAAGCACAGCAGCACGCACAGCAGGUACAGCAAUUGAGCUCUCAGCUGCCUUCCAUCCCGACACGGCCCUCUGUUCAAUCGCAGCAUCAAACGUCCUCAAUAGGUUCAACAGACAUGAUCUAUGGGCGUCCAGUCAUCGUCAGGCCCGCCAACGCUCCGUCCGCCGCGAGCAUUGCGAAUACCGCCGACAUUGUCUACAGUGGCACACAUGCGAGUCAACUCUCGGGUGCCGGUGUUGCGCCAUCGAGAGCUACCAUUUCCAAAUCCAACGCGAACGCCAACGCAAGCAAUGGCGGUGGCCUGUCUGAUAUUCCGAUUACUACAUCGGCUCAGCCAGGCGCCAGCGCAGAGGUCCCGCAGACCUUUGGCGGACAAGUACAGGCCCUGCCAGUGCAGUCACUGCCGCAGCAAAUAUCGUCCCAACCUAACCGGGUCCUUGCUUCAUGGCAGACAGUGGGCUCUGAGGCACCCACAAUUUCAAGUCGACGCGAUUACAUCUUCGCGUCGAUGGCGAAUGGUGGUGUCUACUCGGAAGAGGAGCAGCGAUUCCUCCUCCAGCACUGGCUGCAGAUGCAUGGCGAGAGGCAUCUGCAGAGCAGCGUCAGCAGCGUAGGCGGUCUCCAGCGCAGGCGCGCGAGUCACGGUGGCGAUGGCGAUGAUGAAGACAGUUCUAGCGGCUCAAGUGACAGUAGGGGGGCAAAGUCGGAUUCUGACUCGAGCUCAGGAGCACCGUCCGCAUCGGAGGAUGUCCUCACUUCCAAUGGGGGAAGUCCCUCCAGCGACAACGACCACAGCAGCAGUAGCAGUGAUGAUGGCAGCUCAGAUGCUGCGUUCCCUGCUAAUGAUGCGCUAGCUGGCUCAUCCGACGGCAGUGAUGCGGAUAGCGGAAGUGGCAGCAGCAACGGGACUAGUGAUGGAGCUGCGACUCCAUCUGAUGAUGCCCGCGCAGAGGCUUCAACCGCUGGCGCAAUCGUUACAUCCAGCAGUAGCGAUGGUGCAGCGACUGCUUCCGCAACAAGCCCUUCGAGUCCUAUCGACAGCCCUGUCCUUGCUGCACCUGCUCCUUCAUCAACCACAAUCUCAACCCCGACAGCUUACUAUGCAGUCGUCACUGUCACUGUCACGGAGAGCACAACUGUGACGCCCACACCUUCCGUCGCCGCCGCAGCAUCCAAGCAGGUUCAAGCGGCCAUUGUGAACGAGCCGUCGGCGUACAUCAUUGGACCUGUCAUUGCUCCUGCUUUCGUCGUGGCUAACCAGCCGAAUGCAUCACACGAUCCGGUUCGUCCCCAACCUACAGCCACGGCGCACGUUCGGUUCCCAUCGCAAGGCUUCUCCGCCGUUGCCGUCGCAGCCGAGCCCCGAAGCUCUUCAGCAGCACCGCAGCAACUGGCCUCCGACGGGCUUCUGGGUAGCGUACAGGGUGCGCUUGGCUCGGUCACUGAUGCACUUGGCUCGACGGUGAACUCGAUUGAUUCGAGUAUUGGUGGUCUGCUCGGCGGUGCUUUCGGCGCGCCGCAGGGUUCGGGGAAGGCUCAGGCUGGCGCUAGCUCGGGUAGCGGCGCCACGUCUGGCUCGUCCGACUCUGACCCAGACUCAGACUCUUCGUCCGGCAUACCGCUCGCUUCAGUUGGUAUAGCGGGAGUCGGCGCGAGCAUCGGAACUCAUGGCGUCAAUGUCACGGUCGGCUCCAAGCCCAUCAAGAACAGCAAGUCUGGCGAUCAGCUUGUAGCUGGCUAUUGGGCUGAGGUGAGUUGGACCGUCUGCAGUUUCCUGUGAAUCGACUCGAGCUGAUGCUCGACUGUACAUAUCUUUUUGCAGUGGACGGCCAGCACGAUGCCUCCUGAAUCGAUCGACUUUUCGCGCUACGAUAUCA